AUGGCCAGAGAAAGUGAUGCUCCUAAGGAGCCCCAAACCCCGGCACGCCCGAAGGAAACGACAAAGCAUUCGAUAUCUCAGGAGCCAGAGUUUGGCAAACCCUCACCUCUUGGUCAACCGGCGCAAAGGUCCAAUACCAAUCACCUUUUCAAUAUCCCCAAGCAAAACCGGGCGCGACCAGAGCACCAUCGGGCUUAUCAACAGCAGUCGCAACCGCCACACCCUACUCAGCAGAACAGACCUCAACAUGGAGCUCCUCCAGCUCCCCGACCCCCAGGAGUAUCCGGCGGCACUUCAGCCACACCCUCCGCAAACCGACGUGGGCCAUUUGACCCGUUCCAGCCCGUUAGACCAUCUGCAUACAAUGAUUAUCGUUCAGCAAUGCCUCCGGGUGCGACUCCGAUCAAACGCCCCGAGAAUGUGACGUAUGCAACCCCUCGAGCCCCGAGAGCACUUUUCACAUCAAAGCCAUCAGCAGUAAAGCCGUCCUUCGCUUCAAAGAACCUUCAAGCUUUUAUCGAUCUUACACAACAGGAUGAGCCUUCUACUUCUUCUCAGAAAUAUAGUCAACCAAGCACUUUUGGGUCCGCAGACGUUCAUGGCUAUGUUGAUUCUGCCAAAGCGAAUGAGAAUAUCAAGGCUUUGCUUGAGGGUGCCUUCGAAGAGGAAGAAGAAGCAAAGGCAAAGUCCAAGGGCAAAAAGAAGAAGAAGACAAAAAAGAGUCAUUCCAAGAAUGCUGAAAAGAAAGAGCCCAUUCCACCAGCGGCAAACGACAUUGACCUCGAUGACUUAGCUGCUCAACUCCAAGGAGUUUCUGUCAACGACGCGAAAGAUAACGCAACAGACUCUACCGAAGAAGGCAUCGAUGCGAAGAAAGCCAAACCGACCAAAAAGGACACGAAAGAAGCACUCGACAAAGGUGAAGACUUGGAUGAUGAGGAUGACGAGGACCACGAGGCUGAAGCAGAGGAGGAUGACGAAGAGGAUUCGGAUGAUGAAGAAGAUCUUAUCGUCGAAGGGCUGAAGGUCACGUUGAUGCCCCAUCAAGUUGAUGGUGUACGCUGGAUGUGUGACAAGGAAUCUGGCCGACACUCAACAAAAGGAAUUGUGCCCAAGGGUGGAAUUCUCGCGGACGACAUGGGGCUAGGCAAAACCGUUCAAGCCAUAUCUCUAAUGCUCAAAAACCGAAAGACCGACGACGAACACAGCGACGAUACCGCAACCAAGAAUAAAGAUGACGAAGAUGCACCACCAUUAUCUAAGCUUAGCAGCACCACGCUUGUAGUUGCACCGCUAGCACUAAUCAAGCAAUGGGAAGCCGAGAUUGAUGACAAAAUUGAGAAAUCUCACAAGCUUCGUGUCUGUCUAUAUCACGGGACAAACCGCGCAAAGACUGCCAGGUCACUGGGAGACUACGACGUUGUCAUUACCACCUACGGAACUCUUACUUCCGAGUCAAGCACAGCAGCUGCAGACAAGGCUAAGAAGUCAGGAAUCUUUUCCGUUUACUGGUACCGAAUUAUUCUUGAUGAGGCCCACACCAUCAAAAACCGGAAUGCCAAGGCUACACAGGCUGCAUGUGCUUUGGAUUCCAUGUAUCGCUGGUGCUUGACCGGAACACCCAUGCAGAAUAACCUAGAUGAGUUGCAGAGCUUAAUCAAGUUCCUCCGUAUCAAACCUUUUGAUGAACUUGCCACAUGGCGUGAUCAGAUCAGCAAACCACUCGCAAACGGACGGGGUGGCCUUGCUAUUCAACGCCUCCAAGUCUACUUGAAAGCUUUCAUGAAGCGGCGGACCAAGGAUGUCUUAAGAGAAAAUGAGAACGACACAUCUGGAGUGGAUGGCAAACCCAAAAAGUCCAAUGGCUUCAAGAUUGUCAAGCGUGAAGUCAUCAAGGUGGAGGCGGAGUUCAUGGAAGGAGAAAUGAACUUUUACAAACGAAUGGAAAAACGCACCGAAAAUCGUCUUGAGGAGAUGAUGGGUGGAGCAAAGGUUGACUAUGCUGGUGCGUUGGUCUUGCUCUUGCGACUUCGUCAAGCGUGUAACCACCCCGAAUUGGUCAAGAGUGAUUUGGCCGUGGACAAAGAUGUUCUUUUGCAGAAUGGCAACCCGGGAAGCCAGUCCUCCGACUCAAAGAAGGACGAAUUGGACGAUAUGGCUGAUCUCUUUGGCGGGUUAAGUGUCAUGACCAAGAAGUGUGAUAUUUGUCAAGCCGUACUUAGCCAAGUUGAAGCGAAGAGCGGGGCCAGUCACUGCAGCGAGUGUGAGACCGACCUGAACACCAACUUCAUGACCAAAGACAGCAAGAAGAAGCCAAAGAAAACACACAAACACCAUGAGGUUACUACAAUUACGAGCCCUGUUUCUCAGGCCCGUUCCCGCAAGAACCGCAGGGUGAUUCUUGAUAGUGACGAUGAAGAUGAGGAAGAUGAAGCCGAGUGGAUUGUCCCUGAGCACCAGCGCAAGAUGCCCAGCCUUGGGAAAGCCGGUGGAUCUGAAGAUGAAGACGCUGAAGGUGGCGGGGAGUGGAUUGGCUCCGGCGACUCUGACCUGGACUCACCCUCGGCGAAGAAAACCCAGACUAUUGUUUUGAGCAGCUCCGAUGACGAAUCCGACUCCGAUGAAGACAUUCCUUACGAAGGGGAGAACGGAGAGCUCCCGUCGACCAAGAUUCGUCACUUGAUGAAACUUCUCAACAAGGAAUCCGCAGACUACAAAUUCAUUGUCUUUUCCGUUUUUACCUCGAUGCUCAACAAAAUUGAGCCAUUCUUGAACAGUGCAAACAUUGGAUUUGCGCGUUACGAUGGUAGCAUGAGAAAUGAUCAUCGCGAAGCCAGUCUCAACAAGUUGAGAAAUCACAGUGGCACUCGUGUAUUGCUCUGCAGUCUGCGGGCCGGCGCAUUGGGCCUGAACCUGACAGCUGCCAGUCGUGUUGUCAUCCUGGAACCAUUUUGGAACCCCUUCGUGGAAGAACAAGCCAUUGACCGUGUCCACCGUCUUAAUCAAACAGUCGACGUCAAGAUUUACCGAAUGAUUAUCAAGGGCAGCGUGGAGGAGAGAAUCGUUGCCCUGCAAGAUCGCAAACGAGAGCUGGCCAAUAUGACUAUCGAGGGCAAAUCUGCGGCCGGCAAACUGACCAUGAACGACAUGAUGGCUCUGUUCGGUCGUGAUGCUGAAUCCAAAUACACCCCGACCGACGAUCAGGGGAAAUUAGACUUCAAGCAGUCAACUCGACUACUUGACUCCUCGGAAGACAUUCACCCUCCCACACCUUCUCAGUCUUCCACACGAACCGACUCUCAUAACCGAGACCGUCGGCAGCAAUCUAACAGGCCAACACCUGAAGACUCCGUCUAUGGUCGACGCUGGUAA
Molecule: messenger RNA, 3372 nt
Organism: Penicillium verhagenii
Lineage: Eukaryota; Fungi; Ascomycota; Eurotiomycetes; Eurotiales; Aspergillaceae
Product: putative SNF2 family helicase/ATPase
Exons: 2
Coding region: 1-3372 (1123 amino acids)
Cellular component (GO): cytoplasm
Molecular function (GO): ATP binding; ATP-dependent chromatin remodeler activity
Source: RefSeq, a predicted model, not a curated record